Messenger RNA from Trypanosoma theileri, 1038 nucleotides. RefSeq lists its product as uncharacterized. Lineage: Eukaryota; Euglenozoa; Kinetoplastea; Trypanosomatida; Trypanosomatidae. The record is from RefSeq and is a predicted model, not a curated record. The coding region runs from base 1 to 1038 and encodes 345 amino acids. The transcript has a single exon.
AUGCAGGCUGAAUUGAGCGAUAAAAAAACCGCUCUUGAUGUUGAUACAUCUACUAGUCCAAUUUUCUCUGUCUGUACGAUGGGUACACCGGAGUGUGAUGAUGAGCUUUGUCUUUUUCUGCGUUGUCUGCGUGUGUUUCACCCAGACUUGCCUGUAAUUGUGGGAUGCACUUCUUCGAUGAUAGACGAUAGGGGCCGAACCACAAGCCAAGCUUUUUCGGGAUUCCGAAUGGAUAAGAAGAUUGAGUGGGUGCCCUGCCUUGACCAGUAUGGGUCCAUUGACCGCACGGCGAUGGAGCGGCAGCGGGGUGUGUGGUUCCCAUCACGCCACACCGAUUUUAUGAUGGAAAAGGCAAAUCUGAUGGAGCGUGCGCUGAUGCUGCGCGUGGAGCAUGGGGGCAUUGGAACAGAGACGGUGGCCUUUCUAGACUGUGAUGUGGUGCUGCUGGGUGAGCUUCCCCGUCUGCCGCGGGGCACAGUUGUGGCGCUCUCCCCCCACCGUAUUUCCCGCGAAUCCGAGAUGCUCUUUGGCCGCUACAACGGCGGGUUUCUGGCGGCGGCGGACCCGCUGGUGCUGCACGAGUGGCGGCGGGCCGCGCAAUUCUCGCGAUAUUUUGAUCAGGCGGCGCUGGAGUCCGUUGCCUGCGGGUUUGCGGCCACCCUGCACGAGAUUCCCCCGCAGCACAAUUACGGCUAUUGGCGUCUCUUUCAGACCCGGCGGGGCGAGAACCCACUGCGUGAGGGGCGGGAGUUUUCCAUCGCGUGUGUGGGGCCACGCCGGGAGUUGACCCUCUGCUACGAAGGGGCCCCGCUGAGAUCGAUACACACACACUUCUUCCACAGCGGACAACAGUCACGCCAUAUACGGGCAUUCAAUGGGCUCAUAAAAAGAUGGAUUCACAGGUGUGUGUGCCCAACAGCAAUGACUGCUGGUGUUACUACAGCUGCUUUUGGUGUUUGCAGAGGUGGAGCAUCUAUAAUGGCAAACACAAGCUACAAGAAGUGUUUCGACACGAAUUUUCUAACGGGCACCUAUUGA